This is a messenger RNA of Sinocyclocheilus grahami, 1913 nucleotides long. RefSeq names its product caseinolytic peptidase B protein homolog. Gene Ontology annotation, cellular component: mitochondrion; cytoplasm. Gene Ontology annotation, biological process: cellular response to heat. The record is from RefSeq and is a predicted model, not a curated record. NCBI's taxonomy places the organism in Eukaryota, Metazoa, Chordata, Actinopteri, Cypriniformes, Cyprinidae. The transcript has 15 exons. Gene Ontology annotation, molecular function: ATP hydrolysis activity; protein binding; ATP binding. The coding region runs from base 1 to 1665 and encodes 554 amino acids.
AUGUUCCUGUCGUCGGUACCGGCGCGCGUCCUGAUGCGGAGGUCGCGCAGUCUGUCGCCGUGCCGCGCGCUGCAGACCGGCCACGGCGAGGCCUCCCGCUUCCGAAACCUCUCACACACACUCACUCACUCACACACACACUCAUUCACACACACACACACACUCAGUGUUAUAAUAAUAAGAUCCACACUCCCGCUCGCAGAUCCUGUGUUGAGUGUGAUUAUAAGGCGUUUAUCUGUGUGUGUGUGUGUGUGUGUGUCUGCAGCAGGAGCUCUUCUGGAUGCUGCCAGAUCCAGCCACACUGAGCAGCUGAGCAGGUUGUUGGCGCAGGGAGUUGAUCCGAACAGUCGACACCGUUUGGGCUGGACGCCUCUCAUGGUGGCCGCCAUGAACAGACAGCACAAUGUGGUGAAGGUGCUGCUGGAGGCCGGUGCCGAUCCAAACCUGGGCGAUGACUUCAACAGCGUGUAUGAAGCGGCUCGAGAGAAGGGCGUUCACUCAUUAGAGGUGCUGGUGAGCCGCGAGGACGAGUUCAGCAGUCGUCUCAGCAGCCGUGCUUCUUUCCGGGGCUGUUCUGCUCUGCAUUACGCUGCGCUGACCGACGACCUGCGGACCAUCCGGAUGCUGCUGGACGCAGGUGCCAACCCCUUACAGAAGAACGACCUGGGACACACGCCGCUGACGUACACCAAAGAGGGAGAGACGGCCACGCUGCUGAAAGAGGCCCAGGACACGUUUGCGGAGGCGCAGCAGAAGCAUGAGGCAGAGCAGAGGAGGAAGUUUCCUCUGGAGCGCAGACUGAAGGAGCACAUCAUUGGACAGGAAGGAGCCAUCAAUACAGUUGCAUCAGCCAUUAGGAGGAAGGAGAACGGCUGGUACGAUGAAGAGCAUCCCCUCGUCUUCCUCUUCCUGGGCUCGUCUGGAAUCGGUAAAACUGAGCUGGCCAAGCAAGUGGCACGAUACAUGCAUAAAGACAUUAAGAAGGGAUUCAUCCGGAUGGACAUGUCUGAAUUUCAGGAGAAACAUGAGGUGGCGAAGUUCAUCGGUUCUCCUCCAGGAUACGUGGGUCAUGAAGAAGGUGGUCAGCUGACCAAACUGCUCAAACAGUGUCCGAACGCCAUGGUUCUGUUCGACGAGGUGGAUAAAGCUCAUCCAGACGUGCUGACCAUCAUGUUACAGCUCUUUGACGAGGGUCGACUGACUGAUGGGAAGGGGAAGACGAUCGAGUGUAAAGAUGCCAUCUUCAUCAUGACGUCCAAUGCAGCUAGUGAUGAAAUUGCCCAGCAUGCAUUGCAGCUGAGACAGGAAGCUCAGGAGCAGAGCCGCCGGCGUCUGGCUGAGAAUCUGGACGACGUUCAGAAGAGCGAGAUCACCAUCUCCAACACCUUCAAAGAGCAUGUGAUCCGCCCCAUCCUGAAGGCUCAUUUCCGACGGGACGAGUUUCUGGGGAGGAUCAACGAGAUAAUUUACUUUCUUCCGUUCUGUCACACUGAACUCAUUCAGCUGGUCAGCAGAGAGCUCAACUACUGGGCCAAGAAGGCCAAGCAGAGGCACAACAUCACGCUGCUGUGGGAGCGUCCCGUGCUGGAGCUGCUGGCUGGAGGAUAUAACCUGCAUUACGGCGCGCGCUCCAUCAAACACGAGGUGCUGAUCAAUACCUGCUAAUCACUGAUCAAUACCAGCAGUCAGAGCUUCAGAAUCCUGAACGACGCUGAUUAUCAGAAAUGUUUCUUGAGCAGCAAAUCAGCACAUUAGAAGGAUUCCUCUCUGCUUUUUCUGAAUGCAUGUUAUUGACCUUAUAUUGUGAAUAUUUCAUUGCGCAUGUCAACAUGGUUCAUAAUGUUUAAUCUGAAAGUCAUAACUGGACAACAUUCUCCAAUCAUUUAGUCUCUCUGAGAGCCACGCCCACAUCU